UGCGCGUCUCGUUCCAGAAUCUUUAAACCAAGCAAGCCACUCACUUCAACAAGAUUUCUUGAGGAUGACUUCUCAAACUUCCACGAUAUAUGCAGAACUUCUGUCGAAUAUCAGACAAAUUUCUGUUACUGCAUCGCUAUUAACAUCAGUCGAUUCUUCAACAAAAGCAGAAAUCUCACCGGAUGGCCGGCAACUCAGCGUAACACACCACGGCCACACAGAGCACGUCACUUUGCCGACACAAACAUCUGCCAUAGGCUCAUUACCUGUAGCCCAGAUUGGUCGUUCAAGUCUAUCAUGGAGGCUUCCAGUCUCACCAACAGAAGCGAGGCCCUCUCGUUUCUCUUUAGAAAGCCAAGCGUUGCCAUGGACAUCAGUCGAUAUCACAACUGGAUCAUCGGUAGCCUGCCGCAGCUGUGGAAGCGAGUUCGUCGCGCAAAGUAUCAUCAAUACAUGGAAAGACUUGCCGAGUGAGAACUGGGCGGAAAUGAUGGAAUUUUGGCAUUGCCAUAAACCUCAUGACCAUGACCAUGACCACCAGGAUCCUGAGUCUUUGGCCACCAAAGGCUACGGUGCCAAUCAUGCUAUAUCCGCCCAACAGGGAGUUGGCUUUGUCGACUUGACAUCAUUCCUAUUCUCGGAGUCCGACUGCCGAGGCCUGCAAUAUUCUUCCUCAACACCGGAUGCUGGGUUCGAUCUAUCUUCGUUGGCGCUCAAUGACGACGAGAGCAAGAAGUUUUUACACAUAUUUUGCCGGGAAUGCACGACAGAAGUAGGCUUGUACAAUAUCGCGGCAUUGUCUGUCACACUGUUCAAAUGGAAAAUCACUUGCCAAACCAAAACCGCAGAUCCUAGCCCAAGCAGUUCCGAGUGUCUUGCAGCAACUCUGCUGGCUACGAUUUCGAGGUCGGGGUCAUCCAAGUCUAUUAUCACGCCGCAUACUUCUGAGAUUGCAAAAUCCGAAGCAGUUUCUCAAAAGAAUAUUCAUCUCUGGGUGUUGAACCCCAAUGUCGUAUACACGGCGUCCUCUACCGCUGACCGCAAGACGGCGAUAAAGAUACUCUACAAGUAUAUCGAUCCAGUAGAGAGUGAGAAGCUUAUCACGUCCAUGACCUCAGAUGUCCAGGAGAUAAGUCUGCCCGAGGAGGCUAUCAAAGCAGCAGAUAAUUGCUUGUUAUGGAGCAGUGAAUUACUACCCGUUCAAGAAAGGACUUUCAAGGAGUGGCAAGUGGGACUGCUUGAGAGAUGGGAACCUGCGUCUAGAUGAUAGAUAAUCAAUAUAUCUUGACUUUGAAUAUCAAAUCUCAUGGUUUCAUUAGAAUAAAUUCCUUAAAACCCAUCCGUCAUUUAGGUAUUAGGUAGAUUGGCAGAUAUCAUCGAGCCCCGUUGCCAG
Molecule: messenger RNA, 1393 nt
Organism: Fusarium odoratissimum NRRL 54006
Lineage: Eukaryota; Fungi; Ascomycota; Sordariomycetes; Hypocreales; Nectriaceae
Exons: 2
Coding region: 65-1267 (400 amino acids)
Biological process (GO): protein autoubiquitination; protein monoubiquitination; proteasome-mediated ubiquitin-dependent protein catabolic process
Cellular component (GO): cytosol; ubiquitin ligase complex; nucleus
Molecular function (GO): cyclin binding; ubiquitin conjugating enzyme binding; ubiquitin protein ligase activity
Source: RefSeq, a predicted model, not a curated record